ACUGUGAGUCAUUUAGUGUCCUCCGCACGUCUGCCUAUUGUCUUUUGUGCUGGAGCCGCCAUCCGUAAGACUGACAGCGAUGUCGGAGGAGCCAGGCACGAGUAGCAAGCGAUACCGUCAAGAUGAAGAUGAUGACGGUUCAGAGCCACAAAACGGCGACAUCAGCGACAACGAUGCGUCAGAAAACAACGCUAAAGACGCCAGACCUCACUCCAAGAAACGGCGCUCGACUCUCUCUAAAGACGCAGUGGCCACGCUGCGUUCGUGGCUUUGGGAGCAUCGUUUCAACGCCUACCCUACAGAAGCAGAGAAGCGCAAGUUGUGCGAGCAGUGCGGGCUAACUAUGGUGCAGUUGUGCAACUGGUUUAUCAACGCGCGUCGUCGCACACUACCAGAGAUGAUUCGAAGGGAAGGCCGAGAUCCAGCAAGAUACACUAUGUCACGCCGUUCUGGAGACGGCUCGUCGGUGCACCACCAAGACGACCAACUACAAUCGGCAGAGCAAGCGCUAAGUGAGAUAGCAGCUCUACAUUCCAACGCUAAUAGUCCCGUGCCUCUCAACUACCCGCUCUCGUUUCCUUUGCCAUCAACCAGUGAUUCAACUCGACAGGAUGACGGCUCAGGCGCCACUGUCACUUACAACACGCCACCGUUCCUACCGCUUCCGAGAGCUCUCCGAACAUCAAACGGUCAUCAUGUACCGCCCUCUCCUGUCAUGUUCGAUCCUCCCCCUGCUUACUAUCUUCACUAUCCAACUCCGAUGGUUGUGCUGCCAGCAGCGGUAUCUCUGCCGUAUACGGCUGUUUGUCCCCCUCGCAUGUCACUCAUGAACUCCGGGAAUGGGAGUGAUCAGAGCAGAUCGUUUUUAUCCACAUCGAUGCCAGCUGGUGUCCGAAACAGUUUCCAGAUGUUGUGCGAUGUCGCACUCAAAGAGGGAGGAUUUCCCAACAAAUAGUAACAGGAACAGACGAGAGAAAGGAGGAUGCACAGUGAUCACGUACAGACUAGAGUAAUAAGAAAGUAACCUGUUUCUUGAGUUUUACCUGGCUACAUAUCUAGAGCCUGUUUGUAGUCGUUUCUGUUCUCUGUUUUAUAUUGAGCUCUUACCAAACCAAU
Corticium candelabrum is the source of this 1116-nucleotide messenger RNA. RefSeq names its product homeobox protein TGIF2-like. Gene Ontology annotation, molecular function: RNA polymerase II cis-regulatory region sequence-specific DNA binding. Gene Ontology annotation, biological process: regulation of transcription by RNA polymerase II. Bases 80 to 955 code for a protein of 291 amino acids. The record is from RefSeq and is a predicted model, not a curated record. NCBI's taxonomy places the organism in Eukaryota, Metazoa, Porifera, Homoscleromorpha, Homosclerophorida, Plakinidae. The transcript has 2 exons.